This is a messenger RNA of Portunus trituberculatus (swimming crab), 1792 nucleotides long. RefSeq names its product protein FAM98B-like. The transcript has 8 exons. Gene Ontology annotation, cellular component: tRNA-splicing ligase complex. The record is from RefSeq and is a predicted model, not a curated record. Lineage: Eukaryota; Metazoa; Arthropoda; Malacostraca; Decapoda; Portunidae. The coding region runs from base 15 to 1499 and encodes 494 amino acids.
UACGUGAAUUCGAGAUGGUGAGCGGCGUGUGUCAGCGCGGCACCACCGGGGAGGAGUGGAGUGGAGGUAGCGGCAUGGAGAACGAUAUUUUAGAUUCCCUGGAGGACCUGGGGUACAGUGGGGAACUGAGUGAGGAGGCUGGGCUACGAAAAGCAGUAGAUGGACAGGAUGGGGGUGCAAAAUGCCCUGGCUACACUGGCCUUGUUGCCUGGGUCACAGGGGAGCUACGGGUUUUAGCAAAUCUUGAAGAAAUGGUGAAUGCCACUUCUGCUGCAGAUGAACACUCCUCAUUCCUCAUGGAGGUGUCAUCCUUCCUCAAGGAGCUGGGGUGUCCCCACUCCCAGCUGAUUGAAGGAGCAGUGAGCCAACGUUUGUCAACCACUCAGGACAGGCUCCUCCUAUUAGACUUCCUGUUAGGGGAGUUGAUGGCUGCUCGCAUGAUCUCGUCAGCCAAACCUGACUCAGCCAUGACUGUAGAAAUGCGUGAGAGUGAACAGGCUAAGGACCUUAAGGCCAUGCUGGUCACCCUUGGCUUUCCCAAACCUCCAGCCAACAUCACCCCACAACAAUUGUUUAACAAGGUGGAGCAGAAGGUACGUGAUGUAAAGAGCAAGGCCCCACCAGCUCUGAUUGGCAAGCCUCUCUUCACUGGAGAGCUAUCAGACAAGCAGUGGGCCCAGCUGGGACAGAUGCAGAGUGAGAUGCACAAUGAGUAUCGCAUGCGUCGCCAGAUGAUGAUCAAACGUCUAGAUGUAACAGUGCAGUCAUUCCAGUGGUCUGAUAAAGCUAAGAGUCGAGAAGAUGAUCUGACGAAGGCCUUCAGGACUCGCCGGGAUCAGAUGACUGAGGAGCCAUCAGUGAGUGUUGGGGAUAUGUUAGCAGCUCGGGAAGAUCUGGCAGUGCUGGAGAAGACGAGCAAUGCCAGUGUACGGAAGCAGACCAAGAGUGCCCUCAACAAGAUCAUUAUUGGAAAGGUGCCUGAUCGAGGAGGCCGUGCCAAUGAACUGGAACCACCACCCCCUGAAAUGCCCUCAUGGACUCAACGCUCAGGAGGUGGUGGAGGUGGUCGUGGUGGUGGCCGUGGUGGUGGUGGUGGUGGUGGUGGGUUCUCUGGUGGUGGUGACCGUGUGCAGGGAGGAUGGAACCAGGGAGGCGGUGGAGGUGGCUAUGGUGGUGGAGGUGGAGGUGGCUAUGGAGGGGGUGGAGGCAGUGGUGGUUACGGUGGUGGUGGUGGUUAUGGAGGUGGAGGCAGUUAUGGUGGUGGUGGUGGUGGUGGUGGCGGCUAUGGUGGUGGUGGUGGUGGUGGUUAUGGGGGGGGUGGUGGUGGUGGUUAUGGAGGUGGUAGCGGUGGAUAUGGUGGAGGAGGAAGUUAUGGUGGUGGUGGAAGGGGGUAUCAAGGAGGAGGUGGGGGCUACAGAGGAGGAGGAGGAGGAGGCUAUGACAAUCGGGGAGGGUAUAGAGGGGGUAGAGGCAGAGGCAGAGGAAGAGAUAGAUAUUAGACAUUUAGGAUACCAAAUAUGUAAGCUAAUCUCAGCAGUUCCUGGCAGUUUGGCACUUAUAUACUACACCUUCAUAAAUUGUAUACCUACCCUUUGUAUGCUGGGUCAUCUUGUUAUCCCCCUGUGACAUAAUGCUACACUGAUACAUAUGUUAAUUUCUUCCUGCAGGGAAAAAAUGUUUGCAUGAGCAUUGCAAUUAACUACAGACUGAGUUCUCUGCCAUUUCCCUUAACAGGACUUGUUUCUUAACCCUCAGGUAUGCCAAAAUUAAUAAAGUAUAGCCAAUUAAUAAA